This is a messenger RNA of Mesocestoides corti, 2316 nucleotides long. Lineage: Eukaryota; Metazoa; Platyhelminthes; Cestoda; Cyclophyllidea; Mesocestoididae. The record is from the annotation of a GenBank genome assembly.
AUGAGCGAUUCAAAGGUUUACUACCCUCCGGAGGGGCUUGCAAAUGAAUCUUACAUGAGCUCAAUGGAUACCUAUCAUGAGUGGUAUAAGAAAUCUAUUAACAAGCCUGCCGAAUUCUGGACAAAUAUUUCAUCUCAAUUUCAUUGGGAAACUAAACCAAAAGUUGAGAACGCACUUUCCUACAAUUUUGACUUGAAAAAGGGUCACAUUUUCAUUCGUUGGUUUGCAGACGGGAAAACAAAUUUAUGCUACAAUUGUCUGGAUAGACAUGUAAAAAAUGGUCUGGGCUCUAAAAUUGCAUUUCUGUGGGAAGGCAACGAUCCCAACGACAGAAAGUCAAUAACAUAUCAAGAAUUACUAACUGAGGUGAUUUCUUUUGGGGCUGCUCUUCAUAGAAUGGGUGUUGGCAAAGGUGAUCGAGUGGCAAUCUACAUGCCGAUGGUAAUUGAGCAGGUCGUUGCUGUUCUCGCUUGCGCUCGCAUCGGCGCUAUCCACACGGUUGUGUUCGGCGGUUUUUCCGCUGAGUCUUUAUCUGAGCGCCUAAUGGCUGCAGGGUGUCGUGUGAUCGUUACGUGUGAUGGAGCUUGGCGCGGCACAAAACUCAUCGAUUUGAUGAAGGUAGCAAAUGAGGCAAUGGACAUUUGUGAGUCGAAGUUGCAGCCCAUACAACAUUGCAUUGUCCUGCGCCAUUUAACUCCCCCGAAAAACAAUGCCACGUCUAAUUUGCCAGUUAGCGGCUGUCCCUCCUCCACCACAGUUGGUGUUCGUCCUGUACCCGAUUUCUCCGUCCGAAUGCGCGCUGGGCGUGAUGUUUGGUGGGAUGAAUUUGUUCCUCCGACCGAAGCCGAAUGCCCCGUGGAAUGGAUGGAUGCGGAAGACGGCCUCUUUAUCCUCUACACCAGUGGCAGCACUGGUCGACCCAAGGGUCUCUUGCAUACCACCGGCGGUUACAUGGUUUACGCCGCAACCACCGCCAAGUACGUGUUCGACCUCCAUCCCGAUGACAUAUACUGGUGCACUGCCGAUAUCGGCUGGAUUACCGGCCACACCUACUUCGUCUACGGUCCUCUCCUGAACGGCGUGACCAGCGUCAUGUUUGAAGGCCUUCCAAGCUGGCCAGACUUCGGGCGCUACUGGUCCAUUGUGGAACGGUACCAGGUGACCAAGUUCUACACCGCGCCCACCGUCAUUCGCAUGCUGAUUGGUGCGGGAGAGCAGCACGUAAAGAAGUACGACCGGUCCAGUUUGAAGGUGAGUGCUUUGACACUCCUGGCUGUGGCGGUGGUGGUGGUGGUGUUUCUCAACUACCUGCCCCCCUUGCAGAUUCUGGGUACAGUCGGAGAGCCGAUCAACCCCUCCGCGUGGACGUGGUACUACGAGGUGGUGGGUGACAGUCGGUGUGCCGUCGUGGACACCUACUGGCAGACGGAGACUGGCGGUCACAUGAUCACCACCCUGCCAGGCGCAACACCCAUGAAACCCGGAUGUGCUGGACGUCCGUUCUUCGGCGUGGACGCGCGCAUCGUCAACAGCAGUCCGGACUGCGCCAACGACGAGGCGGGCGCUGUUUGGAUGGACGAUGGACGCCACCUGAAGAAGGGCUGCCUCGUCUUCGCCGCGCCUUGGCCCGGAAUCGCGCGCACCGUCUACGGCGACCACGCGCGCUUCGAAGACGUCUACUUCAAACGCUUCCCCGGGUUCUUCAUGAGUGGCGAUGGCGCUGUGGUCGAUGAAGACGGCGACAUCUGGAUUACAGGUAGACGGCUAAUCGCCAGCCACCUCUGCACCCACAUUCUGCGUUGUGCGCGCUCGCCCUGUUGCCUGGACACCCUCUACAUUCUCAUUGGGUCGUUUGUGACUGACGGCAUUCGUGGCUUAAAAUCCGACUCUUUCCACGUUGCAGGUCGCAUGGACGACAUGCUCAACAUGAGCGGUCACCUUUUGAGCACAGCGGAGGUCGAGUCCGUGCUGGUGUCGCACCCACUCGUCUCUGAGGCGGCGGCGGUCGCUAGGCACCACAAGGUCAAGGGCGAGUGUCUACACUGCUUUGUGACGCUGAACGACGGCGUCGCACAAACCAUCACUCCGGAGCUGCGUCAGGAGCUGGUCAACCUUGUGCGCACGAAAAUCGCGCCAUUCGCUGCCCCCGACUACAUUCAGGCUGCGCCUGCGUUGCCAAAGACUCGCAGCGGCAAGAUCAUUCGUCGCAUCCUCCGCAAGAUCGCCAACGGGGAUCGGGAGUUCGGCGACAUCUCCACCCUCGCCGACCCCAGCUGCCUCGACUUUCUCUGCGCGGAGGUCGAGAAGGCCCGCUAG